CUUACUCCCACAGAUUGCGAAAUCCAGAGCGAACGCAGAGGGGCGCAUCGCAUCAGUAUCAUUGCACAAGGACCAGUGCUGACCGCCAUUCAAACCUGAACUGAUUGGGGAGAUAUUAGGAUCCGGCUGUGCCCGCUAGCGAUCAUAGAAGUCAAAGGGCGAAUACGAACACCACUCUUUGUCCUGGGCCUGAGACCACAACGAGGACCUCGCCAUGAUUGCAAUCGGCCUCGAAGGCUCGGCCAACAAAAUCGGCGUAGGUGUUAUCUUACACCCAGCCAAAGGCAAAGGCUCUCCCCAAAUCCUCGCCAACAUCCGUCACACAUACGUCUCCCCUCCGGGCGAGGGCUUCCUCCCCAAAGACACAGCCAUUCACCACCGUUCACAUGUCACGUCACUCGUCAAGCGGUCAAUCGAAGAAGCGGGCAUCAAGAUCGCCGAUGUUGAUUGCAUAUGCUAUACCAAAGGCCCUGGCAUGGGCGCGCCCCUCCAAGCUGUCGCUCUUGCUGCGCGUACCCUUUCACUCCUCUGGCAAAAACCCCUAGUCGGCGUAAACCACUGCGUCGGCCACAUCGAAAUGGGCCGGUCCAUCACAAGGGCCUCCAACCCCGUCGUCCUAUACGUCUCGGGCGGAAACACACAGGUCAUCGCCUACACUGCCCAGCGGUACCGCAUCUUCGGCGAGACCCUCGACAUCGCGGUAGGGAACUGCCUCGACCGGUUCGCUCGCACACUCAACAUCUCGAACGACCCCGCGCCGGGGUAUAAUAUCGAACAACUCGCCAAGCGCGGCAAAGUCCUUCUCGAUCUACCCUACGCCGUCAAAGGGAUGGAUUGCUCCUUCUCCGGAAUCCUGGCGCGUGUGGACGAGCUGGCGGCACAAAUGAAGGCCGGAACACUAAAAGAUCCUACGACUGGCAAUCCCGUUACGCCCGAAGAUCUGUGCUUCAGUCUGCAAGAGACCGUGUUCGCAAUGCUCGUUGAGAUCACUGAACGGGCUAUGGCGCAUGUGGGCUCGAACCAGGUCUUGAUUGUCGGCGGCGUAGGGUGCAACGAGCGCGUACAGGAGAUGAUGGGUAUAAUGGCCAGGGAUCGUGGUGGGAGUGUAUACGCCACGGACGAGCGGUUCUGUAUUGACAACGGCAUUAUGAUCGCGCAUGCAGGACUGCUGGCGUAUGAGACUGGUUUUCAAACACCGCUUGAAGAGAGUACAUGCACGCAACGAUUUCGGACGGAUGAUGUGCAUGUUGCGUGGAGAGAUGAUUGAUUUGAUUUGGGUUGGACCAUGAAGGGGUAUACUAUGCUGCUCUAGCCAGCAUCCCGGUGAACGGAUCCUUCCAUCGCCGGUCCCGCACUGGCUGGGCCGCCAACCCGUUCAGUAAUAAUAUCGUUAAGCCCGAAAGAUACCUAACACCCCGCUUCGAAAGAAAAAGGUCACCGGCUUUGCUAAGCAGAAUAGUCUGUCGAGUUCGGACUGCCGGCUUUAUUGAGCAGGUUGUUGAAACCGAGGCACUGGCUUGAAAGAUAUCGUGGUCACAUACUUCGAAAGUUCAGCUACAUCACGACAUCAGAGUGGACAUUACGUACCUUUUUCUUAUACCGGGUGGUCACACUGGUUGCCAAAACUCCAUUCUUCACACUACUGGUCAUGAGAUGAUUCAGCACGGUGUGGUUCGGCAAUGUCAAGACGCUGUUAUCAUCUUUGACUGGCAGAAUCCCGUUGAGAAUCGACCUGUUGAGGAAAAGCGGCAAAGCUGGUGGCUGAGGAGCUUCUUGAAUGAGCUUGACUGCAUUAUUAUAUUCGUCGGUGUCUUCGGGCAUAUCGACAUCGACCAAGCAUUGGGGAAUCAGCUGGCGGUAGUCGCCAGGGGGAAUCUCUUCGGCUUGCGGUUCUUCCAUCUCGGAAUCGACUGGUGUUUGUACCCCUGAGUGGCCUUGUUCUUGCUCUUCGGGAGUAAGAGCCGUCGCUCUGGUGCCUGGUUGGGCACUUUCUCGUCUCGGCUUUGCAAGGUCCUCGGUCGCGAUUUCGAUGUAGUUGACGAGGAAAUUGUUGAAGUCGACGGCCGUCGGCAAGUCAGGGCUAGUAACCAUCUCACCAUCGACCACGAACUUGAGGUGGUGAGUGCCGGAGGGCAGGUUUAUUAUCGUGAACAUGCCGGGAGCAUUCUUUCUGGAAGGAGUGUUAGUACGGGAACUCUUGUACCAUUCAAGGACUCUCAUGAUCGUCCUCGUUCUGUGGGGUUUCUCCCGGGUUGGAUUUGGCUUGGGUGACAUGAAAAUGCGACGUAUCCCAUAUAGCACAAAGAGAUGAAACAUGGCGCACAAAC
Exophiala xenobiotica is the source of this 2327-nucleotide messenger RNA. RefSeq names its product tRNA N6-adenosine threonylcarbamoyltransferase. Bases 215 to 1267 code for a protein of 350 amino acids. Gene Ontology annotation, biological process: tRNA threonylcarbamoyladenosine modification. The record is from RefSeq and is a predicted model, not a curated record. The transcript has 2 exons. Gene Ontology annotation, cellular component: cytoplasm; EKC/KEOPS complex. NCBI's taxonomy places the organism in Eukaryota, Fungi, Ascomycota, Eurotiomycetes, Chaetothyriales, Herpotrichiellaceae.